AUGGCUCUAGGCACCCUGGCCGCAACGGGGGGCGUGCUGCAACAACUGCGGCUGAGUGCUGCUUGCGCCACGCAGCGCUUCGGCGAUUGCGGCCUAGCGGGCGGACAAGGAGAGUGA
Messenger RNA from Alternaria arborescens, 117 nucleotides. RefSeq lists its product as hypothetical. The coding region runs from base 1 to 117 and encodes 38 amino acids. The record is from RefSeq and is a predicted model, not a curated record. NCBI's taxonomy places the organism in Eukaryota, Fungi, Ascomycota, Dothideomycetes, Pleosporales, Pleosporaceae. The transcript has a single exon.